Molecule: messenger RNA, 671 nt
Organism: Psylliodes chrysocephalus
Lineage: Eukaryota; Metazoa; Arthropoda; Insecta; Coleoptera; Chrysomelidae
Source: the annotation of a GenBank genome assembly
AACGUAAAUACUUUCAGGACAUUAUUUCGCAAAGGUAACGAUAAUCCAGUGGGUAUUGUCAAGCGUUGGCUGUUUAUUAUAAUAAAAUUGAAAUAAAAAGAAAAGAAACAAAAAAAAUGUCAACGGCUGAAAAGGAAUCCAUUGUAACCAUUAGACUUGCGGAACUGGCAGAUAUACCAGAAGUAUUUCAAAUGGUAAAGGAGCUUAUGGAUUACGUGAAAUUACCCCUAAACCUGAUGAUAGAUCAAGAAACGUUUCAAAAAAAUUACUCUGAAAAAGCCUUUAAUUGUUUUGUAGCACAAACACCCAAUGGAUCUUUGGUUGGAUAUUCUGCUUAUUGCCAAACUUAUUCUACUUAUGAAGGAAGCAUGUUUCACCUAAUUGAUCUCUAUGUGAGACCCCAGCAAAGGGGAAGUGGAAUUGGCAAACAAUUAUUUAUCACUACCAUGAAAAAAGGAUAUGAGCUUGGUUGUAAAGUUGCCUUAUUUUUCGUGCUACAAUGGAAUCCUGCGGUCAAUUUUUACAAAAAACUGGGUGCUAUUAAUGUAUCGGAAAAAGAUAAUUUUCACAUUUUUGAGCUGGAAUCAGAUAAUUUUAACAAACUAUGCUUCGAGUAAUAUAUUUUUUUAAGAAUUGUGAUUGAACAAUAAAUGAGGUUUGGUGAGAAAUUG